Molecule: messenger RNA, 1016 nt
Organism: Pistacia vera
Lineage: Eukaryota; Viridiplantae; Streptophyta; Magnoliopsida; Sapindales; Anacardiaceae
Product: transcription factor bHLH51
Exons: 2
Coding region: 207-992 (261 amino acids)
Biological process (GO): regulation of DNA-templated transcription
Molecular function (GO): DNA-binding transcription factor activity; protein dimerization activity
Source: RefSeq, a predicted model, not a curated record
UCCAUAUUGAGACUUACAGCCGGAUAGAGCCGAAACCAAUUUUCUUUUGACCAAUUAAAAGUAACUAGAUAUCACACCAAUCAACAUCAAGACAUGAAGAUCACACAUUAUUGGUGCAAAAACAGUAGCUCAAGAUGCCUGAUAAAAGCUGAGAUUUGAUAGAGUUGCAGUUAGAUUCUACAACUUUCUUUCUUUGUUAGUUGAAGAUGGAAAACAGUUAUAAUAAUUCUUGUUGGCCUGAACCCUCCAAUUUGGCGAACUUCAGCUUUUCACUCAACAAUGAAUCUUCCUUUGUAGCCCCAUGGCAGCAGUUUCAUGAAUUUCCUCCCCAAUUCUCAGCCUCUAACUCAACCCAGUUUCAUGAAUUUCCUUCAUGGUCCAAUCCAGUUCCCGAAGAUCGAUCCACAACUGCUUCCAAGAGUCACAGCCAAGCCGAAAAGAGGCGCCGGGACAGGAUCAAUGCACAGCUUGCAACUCUUAGAAAGCUAAUUCCCAAGUCUGAUAAGAUGGACAAAGCGGCACUACUGGGGAGUGUGAUAGAACAUGUGAAAGAUCUGAAGCUAAAAGCAAUGGAAGUCAGCAAGGCAUUCACAAUACCAACAGAAGUAGAUGAAGUUACUGUUGAUUAUGAUCUUGCACAAUCUGCAAACCCCACCAAUAUUAAUAAUGUCAACAAAAGCAAGAACAGUAUUUUAAUCAAGGUUUCUGUGUGCUGUGAGGAUCAACCGGAACUGCUCAGAGAACUCAUCAGAGUUCUCAACGGCCUCGGACUCUCCACAGUUCAAGCUGAUAUCGCCACUGUAGGAGGAAGAAUCAAAAGCAUCUUGGUACUUUGCAACAAAGAUAGUGAUCAAGAAAGUGUUCCUUUAAACACUUUAAAACAAUCACUUCUCUUAGUUUUAAGUAGAUUGUCUUCUGCAUCUAUGGCUUCAAACUUUCGCAUUAGAAGCAAAAGGCAGAGGUUGUUCUUGCCUUCUCAUUUCUCCGAAUAAAUACAUAAUAUUAGAUUUCUCAAA